Sordaria macrospora k-hell is the source of this 789-nucleotide messenger RNA. RefSeq lists its product as uncharacterized. Lineage: Eukaryota; Fungi; Ascomycota; Sordariomycetes; Sordariales; Sordariaceae. The record is from RefSeq and is a predicted model, not a curated record.
AUGCCAGUUGAGACAAGAAAGGCGAAAGCCGCAAGAAUCGCCCGGGAUGUGGCGGAGCGUAAGACUGUCAUGCCAUGGGAGUAUGACCAGGAGGCCUUUUGCAGGGGCGAGCCCAUCGUCGAGCACAUGAUGCGAAUCCACAUUUUAACCUCGGUAUGCCGACAUAUGCGAUACGAAGUAAUCGCCGAGUAUUUCAACCGGGCACAAGCGCACGUAACCCACUGCGCCGGCAGCUUCUGGACCGCAAGCGAUGUUCGAGUCCUUGCCGCCAUGCGGCACCUCAAGGCAUCGAGCCUCUUUACGAACCAUAUGCGACACAUCCAUCUCACCUGGCUUCCCGACACCGUGAGAGGCUGGAUUUUAUGGGGCAGUAACAUGGGCAGGUGGGCGAGUCCAGUUCAUGGCUUGAUCCCGAUGAGAAACACAAAGCCAAGAAAAGGGCUGCGCCAGGUCAACACCUUGGAGUGGCUGGCAAGCCUGAAAAGCUUGCAGACGUUGGAGAUCGGGUUUAUGGACGUGUUACCUGGCUACCGCAAUAAUCAUAUCUUCUUUGGCCGAAGCACUCUGGAAUGGCGGGAGUUGCUCAGACUGCCCAAGCUGGAGUCAAUCUCUUACAGGCUCUACUCUGCCCCCAGCCGCAAGGCGUUUACCAAGAACUGGGAGGACCUGGAAAGCUUUCGUUGGUACAAGAACGCACUUGCUGAGCAUCUCUUAAAGGAUCCGGCUGUAGAGGACACGGAGAAGCUGGCUUCGCCCCUUUCUUCCGAUCAAAAUUGGCACAAGUUUUAG